Molecule: messenger RNA, 1338 nt
Organism: Cajanus cajan (pigeon pea)
Lineage: Eukaryota; Viridiplantae; Streptophyta; Magnoliopsida; Fabales; Fabaceae
Product: hyoscyamine 6-dioxygenase
Source: RefSeq, a predicted model, not a curated record
UCUGGCUAGUUUUUGCAACCUAAAGAAAUUGACAGGAAACAAAAACAAAAAGAAUUGCAUGGAUGUCAUCGCUGUAUGCCACACAAGGAUGUUAACUAUAAGAAGAAAGGGGCAGCAUGUGAAACUCAUCAUAUUUUUGUCCGAAGAAUUAUGAAUUCAAUGGGCAUGGAGACCUUGGAUCAGAUGCUUCUGUCAAGUUGGUACCAUGUUCAUUCCUCGGUGCCCCCAUCCUAUGUUCAAUUACCAGAAAACAGGCCUGGUAGGGUUGUUAGUUCUUUGCAUAAGGCAAUACCCGUCAUUGAUCUUGGAAGUCAUGAUCCUGCUCAUACCACAAACCAAAUGUUGAAAGCCUCUGAGGACUAUGGCUUUUUCCAGGUAAUAAACCAUGGAGUUUCGAAGGAUUUAAUGGAUGAAACUCUGAACAUUUUUAAAGAAUUCCAUGGCAUGUCUCCGAAAGAGAAGGUAAAUGAAUGUUCUAAGGACCCAAACGGAAGUUGCAGGAUUUACACAAGUGGUGAGAACAAGAUGAAAGAUGAGAUUCUUUAUUGGAAGGAUUCACUAACACAUCCUUGUCCUCCCUCUGGGGAAUACAUGGAGUAUUGGCCUCAGAAACCAUCCAAAUACAGGGAGGUUGUUGGAAAAUACACACGAGAAUUGAAGAAACUCGCUCUUAAAAUUUUGGAGGUGCUUUGUGAAGGGUUGGGGCUGAAGCCAGGAUAUUUCUGUGGUGGACUAAGUGAAAAUCCAGCAGUGUUGGUUCAUCACUACCCUCCUUGCCCUGACCCAAGUUUAACAUUGGGCUUAGCUAAACACAGGGACCCUACCAUCAUCACCAUUCUGCUUCAAGAUAAAGAAGUACAAGGACUUCAAGUCCUCAAGGAUGAGGAAUGGAUUGGGGUUGAACCUAUUCCCCAUGCUUUUGUGGUUAACAUUGGUCUACUCUUGCAGAUCAUCACUAAUGGAAGACUAGUUGGUGCUGAACACCGAGCUGUGACAAAUUCGAGUACUGCACGCACAAGUGUUGCCUAUUUUGUCUAUCCAUCAUUUGAAAGCAUCAUAGAACCUGCACAAGUUUUGAUCAAUGGAAACACUCCACCAACAUAUAAAUCCAUGUCAUUCGGAGAGUUUCGAAGAAAUUUCUUUCAGAAGGGUCCUAAGAUUGAAGAAGAAUUGCAAUAAAAUGUCCAUAUAUAAACAUCCAAACGGACAGAACAUAUUAAAGUACAGCAUAUAUAUGCAUAUGAUAUAAAGUUCACUGUUCAGCCAUGUUGCUGAUUAUGACCUUGAAAAUUUUGCUAUUAAUGUUAUUAGUGUAUAUGUAGUCUUAUAUUUAAUAUA